CUUUUCAGCUGAUAAUGGAUUCCGAAUUUUUAAUUUGCCCAUACAAUCAAACACAUCGGGUUCUUCGAUUCCGUAUGCCCGCUCAUCUUAUAAAAUGUAAAAAGUACUACCAAGGCGAACCUCUACAAACAUGCCCAUUCAACGCUACACAUUUGAUUCGACCCGAUAGAAUGGCAAAACAUUUAGAAAUAUGUGACGAUUAUCUAACUGCUAAAAUGGAGAAGUUCUACGCGGCCACAUCUAGUGAUGGCAUUUAGCUAGCAAUACAUGCAAUGCAAUAAUAAAGUUAGUUCUCGAUAUUUAUUUUUCAAAUGUGGAUUGAUUGGGGCAAACUCCACACCGUAUCCAUACAUACAUAUAUGUUUCCAAAUUAAUGCUACAAACAUACGUUAUUUCAUAGUGCCGAUGUUAUGAGAUAUCUGAAUAAAGUAAUCCUUGUAUAACAACUCA
Messenger RNA from Hermetia illucens (black soldier fly), 450 nucleotides. RefSeq names its product gametocyte-specific factor 1-like. The record is from RefSeq and is a predicted model, not a curated record. The transcript has a single exon. NCBI's taxonomy places the organism in Eukaryota, Metazoa, Arthropoda, Insecta, Diptera, Stratiomyidae. Bases 15 to 257 code for a protein of 80 amino acids.